Molecule: messenger RNA, 1366 nt
Organism: Vigna radiata var. radiata (mung bean)
Lineage: Eukaryota; Viridiplantae; Streptophyta; Magnoliopsida; Fabales; Fabaceae
Exons: 7
Coding region: 161-1120 (319 amino acids)
Biological process (GO): defense response to fungus
Source: RefSeq, a predicted model, not a curated record
AUAGCAAGAUGUGUUAUAUAUAUAGUUGUGUUAAGGAUUCUAAUAGCAUUUACGUUUUCCCCAAUUUAAAAUAUGCUUGUAAUUGAUCUUAAAUGCUAUUAAUUUUGUAAGAUGUGUAUGGCUUGUGGCUGCUCAUGUUAUAUGUUGAUUAGUACUGCUGAUGCCAUUAUUUUUUUUCAAUGCAAGUAAAUGUUUAGUGCAUUAUGUGAAACUGGGAGUUGAUGUACAAUGUUUAUUGAUGACUGGUCUCUUACAUACUUUAACUACAGAACCUCAUGGGAUAAGGGAUGUAAUGGACUUUGAGCAUCAAAUCCACUACCUGGAAACUGAGGCUUAUUGUUCUGUUUUGAAGGCUUUCAUUGCUCAAUCUGAUCUUCUUACUUGGGGCAAAGAGGAGCUUAUGACUGAGCUGCGAAAGGAACUAAAUGUUACUGAUAUUGAACAUGGAGAAAUCCUAACGAAAAUCAAUUCCGAUGAGCUAAUUAAGCAGAUAAGGGAGCAGAGGAAAUUGUCAUCUCAUGCUAAGGAUUAUAUUAAAGCUAGUGCUCCUCGUUGUGCUUCUGCUUCAAUGGGAAAUGCAGUGAUGAAACUGAAAAAUCCACCCUCUGCUGCGAUUUAUACUCAGAAGAUGUCCCGCGGCCAAACAUGCCUUGUUUCUAUUCCUACUCCUUCUUCAACGCUUCCAAAAUUUAAUGAUGAUCCAUUGACUGCGGAACUUGUCCAUGGAAAAGUUCAACAAUCUAUGGAAAUGUUCAAUUAUAAUGUUCAGUUACCACCUGUUGGUGGAGGGAGAGUGCUGAAAGGAAAGCAUCUAUUGCAGAAGGAUCUUCACAGAUCUCACUCUACCAAGUUAAAGAAAAGAUCCGAUUUAAUUCAGCUUCGUCCAACAGAUAAGGUUAUCCAUGAUGUUGAGAAGAUGCUUUUCAGUAAAGAGAAACCUGACCCAGUUGAUAUUGAGAUAGCAAGAAGGACUCUUAGGGAGCAAGAAAUUGAUAUAACCGAAGCACUUGAUAAAGUGACUGAUGUGUUAGAGAAGAGGGGUGAUGCACCUAAUAAAAUGCAACAUUAUGAAGUCUCCACAGAAUACUCAUGGAGGACAAGAACUGAUGACAAAUGCUAAUUUCUGCACUCUAAUUGCUUAUGGUAGGUUGAAUGAGCUUGGGGAAUCCUUCUGAUAUGUGCAGUUAGGGUGAUGAUUUCAUGGCUUAGAUAUGUAACUUUUUACACUGAUUAUAGAGGCUGUUUUUUGCUGGAUUGGUUCACUGAAUAGUUUACUAGUUCAGUAACUGAUGUGAAAGUGAACACUUUGACGUGACUUCUUCCAAUAGGCCUCGAAUUAUACUAUUUCAAACACCUUAUUUAAGUA